CCAUUUGCAGACUGCCUUGAGUUGCUCAAUUUACAGCUCUCUCCAUCUAUCCACUACACAUCCCAAGCUGCUAAGCUGUGGAGGGUAUAUGUUUCUCAUUUUUUUUUUCAUGAUGAUUAAUGUUUGAUGCUAAUUGAUUAGCGAAGAUUUAGGGUUUUGUAUAUUGUGCGGGAAUGGUGGAGAGGAGGAAGAGGAAGCCACUGGUGCUUUCUUCCACUAAAGCCCUCGUCGAUUCCCUGCUUAAUUCUCGCAAGACUACCAAAUGCGCUGAUGGAAUUGAGGAGAUUGCUGCAAGUCCCUGCGCUCCCACACUGCAGUUUACCGCUGGGAUUCUUAGAUGUUCCAAGGACACAACUGUCGAUUCGGUUGAUGGUACUGUUUUGGUUGGGUUGUCCACUUCCGCGCUCAAAAGAUUAUCUAUUACUUCAGGGUCGCUGAUACUCAUCAAGAAUGUGGAUGCUAAUGUAAAUAGAAUUGGACAAGCUGUGGUCUUGGAUCCUCUCAGUGCAGAUGAAAACUCCUCAGAACAAGGAUCAGUGUGUUCUCAUGCUCCUAGGACGAUGUUGGUCUUUCCAUCAUAUGCUUAUCCUCAAAAUCAGUCUGUAACUUUGGACCCUCAAGUGGCCUAUUUAUCUCCACUUUUAGCAUUUAACUUAAAUUUGCAUCUGUCAUGCUUGAAAGCUGUUGUGCACAAAGGAAAAGAGGCACUGUCAUCUUUGUUUGUAGUGAAAGAAAAGGGCAAAAUAAAUGUCAAAGAAAAUGAGCCCUCUUCUAUUAGUGUAGCACUUCAACCUUGGGGUGAGUUGCCGAAGUAUGCCUCUCACUUGAGAGCCUCUUUUGUGAAGAUACCAGAAUGUGGCACCCUUCAACAUCUUAAAACAAGUUCAUCUGUUGAAGCAAAAGAGCGCCAGAACUUGAUAGAUUUGGCGCUAAACGACUACUUUUCUAUUGAUAGAUAUCUUGCCAGGGGUGACCUUUUUAGUGUAUGCAUAAAUUGGAACUGCAAAUCAGAGUUGUGCACCCCUUGCAACCAAAAAAUGCUAAAUGGUGGCGAGGACACAAUAUACUUCAAGGUUGCAGCUAUGGAACCAUCGGAGGAACCUUUUCUGAGAGUCAAUUGCAGUCAAACUGCUCUUGUUCUUGGAGGAGGUGUUGCGUCUGCUGUUCCCCCAGAUACAUUAAUUCCACGAUCGAAAAGUCCAUCACCUUUACAAGAUGAUGCAGUGCUGUCUCUGGCCAACAUACUUGCACCAACUUUAUGUCCAUCACCAUUAUCAUCAAAAUUCAGGGUUGCUGUCCUGUUGCAUGGUGUGCCUGGUUGUGGAAAGAGGACUGUGAUAAAAUAUGUUGCUUGUCAAUUGGGCUUGCAUGUGGUGGAAUAUAGUUGUCAUAAUUUUAUGACAUCUUCUGAGAGGAAAACAUCUGUUGCUCUAGCUGAAGCCUUCAAUACGGCUCGCAGAUAUUGCCCAACAAUUCUUCUUCUCCGUCAUUUUGAGGUUUUCCGUAAUCUAGCUGCUCAGGAAGGAUCUUCUUAUGAGCAAGUUGGAGUUAACUCAGAAGUUGCAUCAGUCAUUAAGCAAUUCACUGAGCCAAGUACUGAAGAUGAAGAUGACUAUAUUGAAGAAAGCUCAGAUGCUGAUUCUUUAAAAGGUACUGAAAUGAUAAACCAGCACCCAGUUCUGUUAGUUGCAGCUGCAGACAGUUCUGAAGGUCUUCCUCCAACUAUUAGGCGCUGCUUUAGUCAUGAAAUUAAAGUGGAACCUCUGACUGAAGAACAAAGAUUUCAAUUGUUGUCCCAGUCUUUUAAACAUGUCUCGGAACUGCUUCCAAAUAAUUCUGCAGAGGAUCUUGUAAAGGAUAUAGUUGGACAGACAUCAGGUUUCAUGCCCAGGGAUCUGCGUGCCCUAGUUGCUGAUGCUGGUGCAAACUUAAUAUCUGAGAGGAAGAAGCUGGAUCCUGGAAACCCAGACCCAAGGCAUGGCUCAUUUGACUCCAACUCAAUUGAAGAUAGUAGCAAACUGAGUGAUAUAUCUCAGGGCCUUGGUAAAGAGAACUUAACGAAAGCACUGGAGCGGUCAAAGAAACGAAAUGCAUCAGCUCUUGGUACUCCAAAGGUACCUAAUGUCAAAUGGGAAGAUGUUGGUGGGCUGGAGGAUGUAAAGAAAUCAAUCCUUGAUACUGUUCAGCUCCCUCUCUUGCAUAAGGAUUUAUUUUCAUCUGGAUUACGUAAACGAUCAGGGGUCCUUCUUUAUGGUCCUCCCGGGACAGGAAAAACAUUACUGGCAAAAGCUGUUGCUACAGAAUGCUCCUUGAAUUUUCUGAGUGUAAAAGGGCCGGAAUUGAUCAACAUGUACAUAGGAGAAUCCGAGAAAAAUGUACGAGACAUUUUCCAGAAGGCCAGAGCAGCUCGCCCAUGUGUUAUAUUUUUUGAUGAACUGGAUUCACUUGCCCCAGCCCGAGGUGCCUCUGGAGAUUCUGGUGGUGUUAUGGACAGAGUAGUUUCUCAGAUGCUUGCAGAAAUUGAUGGCCUGAACGAUUCCAGCCAGGACUUGUUUAUAAUUGGAGCUAGUAAUAGACCAGAUCUGAUCGACCCCGCACUUCUGAGGCCAGGCAGAUUUGACAAGCUCCUUUAUGUUGGUGUUAAUUCUGAAGCAUCUUAUAGGGAGAGGGUUCUUAAAGCUCUUACUCGGAAGUUUAAACUGCAUGAAGAUGUAUCACUAUACGAGAUAGCACAGAAAUGCCCUCCAAAUUUCACCGGUGCUGAUAUGUAUGCCCUCUGUGCAGAUGCUUGGUUUCAUGCUGCAAAACGCAAAGUAUUAUAUGCUGAUUCAGAUUCAGCCUCACCAGAUCAAUCCAACACCAUUGUCGUUGAGUACGAGGAUUUUAUUGAGGCCUUAAGAGAGCUAUCUCCUUCACUAUCAAUGGCAGAGCUGAAGAAGUACGAAAUGCUGCGCGACCAGUUCCAAGGGCCAUCCAGAUGAACAGUGUCGGUACCAUAUUUUAAAUCAUAAUUUAACAGCGAUACAUAUCUCCCAUUAAUCUAUAACUAUUGACAUUAAACUCCUAUAUCUGUGAAAACAAAAGCAUAACAUAUAUUAUAUAUACAAAAUACAAGUUUAUUAAUCGAUACCGUA
Molecule: messenger RNA, 3134 nt
Organism: Sesamum indicum (sesame)
Lineage: Eukaryota; Viridiplantae; Streptophyta; Magnoliopsida; Lamiales; Pedaliaceae
Gene: PEX6
Product: peroxin 6
Biological process (GO): protein import into peroxisome matrix
Cellular component (GO): cytosol; peroxisomal membrane
Molecular function (GO): ATP hydrolysis activity; ATP binding
Source: RefSeq, a predicted model, not a curated record